Molecule: messenger RNA, 724 nt
Organism: Mercurialis annua (annual mercury)
Lineage: Eukaryota; Viridiplantae; Streptophyta; Magnoliopsida; Malpighiales; Euphorbiaceae
Product: transcription elongation factor SPT4 homolog 2
Exons: 6
Coding region: 159-509 (116 amino acids)
Biological process (GO): regulation of transcription elongation by RNA polymerase II; chromatin organization; mRNA processing
Cellular component (GO): nucleus; DSIF complex
Molecular function (GO): zinc ion binding; RNA polymerase II complex binding
Source: RefSeq, a predicted model, not a curated record
AUCAUUAACAACAUAUUUUAAGGAAAGAGUCACAAUCAUGCAUAUAAAGGAGGAGGAAGAGGCAAUUUUUCUUUAACCUCCGCCGACUCGAAAUUACAACCACCCCCAGCUGUAGAGUGAUUUGGGAGUGAAUAGAAAAUUGUAAGAUAGUCGCGCAAAUGGGAAGCGUACCAGCGCAAAUUCCGACUAGCUUUGGGCAUGAACUCAGGGCUUGUCUUCGCUGUCGUCUCGUCAAAACCUAUGAUCAGUUUAGGGAGUCGGGAUGCGAGAACUGCUCCUUCUUUAAGAUGGACGAGGAUCAUGAGCGCGUCGUCGAUUGCACUACUCCUAACUUUAAUGGGAUAAUUUCUGUCAUGGACCCAUCUAGAUCCUGGGCUGCUCGCUGGCUCAGAAUUGGGAGAUUUGUUCCUGGUUGUUACACUCUUGCUGUCUCAGAAGCAUUACCAGAGGACUUGCAGGCUUUAUGUGAAGAAGAACGUGUGCAGUACAAUCCACCGAAGCGUGUAUAAGUGACUGGUUACUAGCAUAUCUUUUAUGCUUGAACUCGACUGUGUAAUUAAUUGGAGUAGGUUGAACUGGAGCUUGUUUUGAUGUUAAUCUGAGUUAAUUUUGAAUACUUUGAGUCAAUUUCUAGUAGUACUUGUCUUGUACAAUACAAGGUUUCUUGUUAUUCAAAGUGUGCGUUUCUCUGAUUGACUUUUAACAAUACAAGGUUUUUUCUUUA